This is a messenger RNA of Malassezia restricta, 1731 nucleotides long. RefSeq lists its product as uncharacterized. The record is from RefSeq and is a predicted model, not a curated record. The transcript has a single exon. Lineage: Eukaryota; Fungi; Basidiomycota; Malasseziomycetes; Malasseziales; Malasseziaceae. Bases 1 to 1731 code for a protein of 576 amino acids.
AUGACCUUGACAGCCGAGUCCGUCGCAAAUACCGCCACAGACGAGCCGCCAGAUGCAAUUGCUCAUCUCCAGGGUUGCUUGCCGCUCCCAGGCUCGCAGGGCUUGAAUUUUACCAGAAAAAGUGACGCUGUCCUGCACAAGUUUGACAAGCCGUUGGAUUCGACUUACUUGCUCACAAGCCCAAUGCUAUCCCACCCACCGUCCCCUGCGUUUGAUGGAGUCAUGCCUAAACUAGGAUAUAGUCCUGGCCACACCGAGUCUUUAUCUGGCAGUCCUAGCAGCGUGACGAGCGCAAUAAGUUGCGCGUCGCUUCGGCGCGGUGACACGGCAGAUACAGAAGAUGAACCCGAGAUGGAGCUUGAAGCGGUAGAUGAGGCCGAGGAGUUGGACUUGAAUAACCAUACCCUCUCUUCGUUGAAUCUGGACGAUAAAAGAGUUCCUACGUCUGUAACAGAGUCAAUGGACAUGUACCCUGUUCCACCGAACCCUGUAUCCGUCCGCUCAAAAAAAGAAGACGAAAAAGCUGCCUUGAGUUCCAGGGAGUCCAUUCAGCUCCGAAAAGGCCGUGUUUUUGAACUUGCUGCCAAUGCCAACGAGAUAUCACGACCAGCGGUAGACCAUGAUUCACCAGUGACCUCGUCACAUGAAUGGGAGGGUGAAAUUAUGGAGCCACCACCACCUCAGCCGAACCUUCAUCCCCAUGAAACAGUCCCUGCUAUUCCCUCACCGCUCUGUGUAUCAUACGAACCAGGAGAAAAUCCGUCCAAGUCGGACUCGCGUCGUGUGUUAGGCGUGUCUGAUUCUGAGCAUCGCAAUGAUGCGGGGCGUCGCGAGUCAACACCUGCUCGUCGGCGUUCGCGUCGCUUGUCUCGUGGACGACAGCCUCUCAAAUCGGCCCUUUCGUCGUCAGAAGACGAGAAGCAAGGCGAGUCGCGCAAGAAAAACGGCAAAAAACAUUCCGUCCGAUUUUGUAAUGGUCCACCCGAAGAGAGGCGUACACACAGCCCCGUGGAUUAUGACAGAAAAGCUCAUCCUGUGCACAGUCGUCUGUGCAGUGAAGAUUUGCGCGAGCUUCGUGACCUCAAUAUGCCCAUCGAUCUGCUUCAGUCUCGCUGUCAGUGUACAGGUGAGCCGGAUCAACAGAGCAUGGCUUCACCAAAAGAUAAUACUCUUUCUAGUCUGCCAAAGUAUGACUUGUGGCAUACGGUUGCCAUGCAGGGACGGUCAGCAUCCACGGAGCCUACACCACCAGCUUGCCCCACAGCGUCGAACGCAUGGGAAUACAUGGAUGAAGCUGCGAAGUGUAAUGAAGCGACUAGCUUCAGACAGAAAGACGCCACGCAACGUACAUCACGCUCUCUGGAUCAGCAUGACCCACUUGAUGACCUGAACGCGAUGCAUCGUGAACGUGCUAGAACCCCUAGUUUCUAUGGCACGUCGGCUCAUCCGAGCUCAGCCGCUGGAUCGACGCUAGCGUCGUCGAUAGCGGCUCGUUUUGGGCUUUACAAACCACCGCCACCCUUGCCAGGCAUGGAGCGCUCGGUUCCAGCUCUUUCGGAAGCGUCGAAGAGCACGUCGAAUUUGGUUCCUCGCGUGUCUGCAAGGUCAGUUUCAGCUCAAAGUACACCACAAAAGCGACAAUCGCGUUCGCUGUCGCCGCACACAGAUACCAAAUGCCCUAUCGGUGAACUUGGCAGCUAUGGCUCUGAAUAUGACAUGAUGAACAUAUGA